Molecule: messenger RNA, 6944 nt
Organism: Condylura cristata (star-nosed mole)
Lineage: Eukaryota; Metazoa; Chordata; Mammalia; Eulipotyphla; Talpidae
Gene: GON4L
Product: gon-4-like (C. elegans)
Exons: 31
Coding region: 12-6692 (2226 amino acids)
Biological process (GO): regulation of DNA-templated transcription
Cellular component (GO): nucleus
Molecular function (GO): transcription coregulator activity
Source: RefSeq, a predicted model, not a curated record
GGUCUUUUAAAAUGUUGCCCUGUAAGAAGAGGAGAACUACAAUGGCAGAUUCUCCACAGCAUGAGGACAACCAGGAGGAUGAAGAUACAGAUCUAGAGUCAACAAUUAAACUAGAAUCUGACCAGGUUAAAGACUUGGUGUCUGAGUCACUGUCCUGGGGUACAGUUCAUGGCAGAGCAGCUGGCCUUGAAGUACAGUCUGUGCAGGGUGCAGGAAAUCAGCCUGGUAUGGAGGAUCUAUCUUUAAGCUCUUGUGUGGCACAAGAUGCCCCAGCUCUAGAGGCUGUUGAUGUGGCUGUCUCUCAGGGAGUCACACUGUCAUCCUUGGAGUCUGUUGACAUACACAAUGGUAAAGGAAAAUUCCAGACUACUGGCUCAAGGAGAGGCAAGAAAAUGAUUGUCAAGCCCUGGCCAGAUAUUCAAGAAGAUAGUGGUGAUCCAUCUUCUAUCACAAAGGAUCCUCUUUCAGGAGAGCCUAUUGAAGAAGUCAAGGAAGAAGGAGGAAAACCUCAAAUGCAUUCUGGAAGGGAGCUGCCUUCACUGCCCUCUGGCAGCAACUCUGCAAAACCAGGAGCCCAGCCUAGGAAACCAGCUCAGCCAGAUGUCUAUGCUUUACCUCAAGAGAAGCCCCUCAGGACUCACCAAGCUGAGGAAGAGAUAGACGAUGGUGGACUCUUUAUCCCAAUGGAAGAACAAGACAGUGAAGAAAGUGAGAAGAGACGGAAAAAGAAGAAGGGUACCAAGAGAAAACGAGAUGGAAGAGGUCAAGAAGAAGGGACUUUGACUUAUGACCUGAAACUGGAUGAUAUGCUUGACCGUACCUUAGAGGAUGGUGCCAAGCAGCACAACCUAACAGCAGUCAAUGUGCGAAACAUCCUUCAUGAAGUAAUCACAAAUGAACAUGUGGUAGCAAUGAUGAAAGCAGCCAUCAGUGAGACGGAAGAUAUGCCACUGUUUGAGCCCAAAAUGACACGCUCUAAAUUGAAGGAAGUCGUGGAAAAAGGAGUGGUAAUUCCAACAUGGAAUAUUUCACCAAUUAAGAAGGCCAAUGAAGUUAAGCCUCCUCAGUUUGUGGAUAUCCAUCUGGAAGAAGAUGAUUCCUCAGAUGAAGAGUACCAACCAGAUGAUGAGGAAGAAGAUGAGACCGCUGAAGAGAGUUUAUUGGAAAGUGAUGUUGAAAGCACUGCCUCAUCUCCACGUGGGUCAAAGAAAUCCAGACUGAGGCAGUCUUCUGAGAUGACUGAAACUGAUGAGGAGAGUGGCAUAUUGUCAGAGGCUGAGAAAGUUACUACACCUGCUGUCAGGCACAUCAGUGCUGAGGUAGUGCCCAUGGGGCCCCCGCCCCCUCCAAAGCCCAAACAGACCAGGGACAGUACUUUCAUGGAGAAGUUGCAUGCAGUAGAUGAGGAGCUGGCUUCCAGUCCUGUCUGUAUGGAUUCUUUCCAGCCUAUGGAUGACAGCCUCAUUGCAUUCCGAACGCGAUCCAAGAUGCCUCUGAAGGAUGUUCCUCUGGGGCAACUAGAAGCAGAGCUUCGAGCUCCAGACAUCACCCCUGACAUGUAUGACCCUAACACGGCAGAUGAUGAGGACUGGAAGAUGUGGCUGGGGGGACUCAUGAAUGAUGAUGUGGGGAAUGAGGAUGAAGCAGAUGAUGACGAUGAUCCAGAGUAUAAUUUCCUGGAAGAUCUUGAUGAACCGGACACAGAGGAUUUCCGCACUGACCGGGCAGUAAGAAUCACCAAAAAGGAAGUGAAUGAACUGAUGGAAGAGCUCUUUGAAACUUUUCAAGAUGAGAUGGGAUUCUCCAACAUGGAAGAUGAUGGACCAGAGGAGGAGGAACGUAUGACUGAGCCUCGACCUAACUUCAAUACCCCUCAAGCCCUACGGUUUGAAGAGCCACUGGCUAACUUGCUAAAUGAGCAACAUCGGACAGUGAAGGAGCUCCUUGAACAGUUGAAGGUGAAGAAAUCUUUAGGCAAGCAGCAGCCAGAGGUAGAGAAGGUUAAGCCCCGGAAAGUUCAACAAACUUUGAUUCUGGACCUAGCACAGAGGAAGAGACUCCAGCAGCAAAUGCAGCAGCAUGUUCAGCUCUUGACACAAAUUCACCUCCUUGCCACCUCCAACCCCAAUCUUAGUUCAGAGGCUGCUACUACCAAGAUAUUUCUGAAAGAGCUAGGAACCUUUGCUCAAAGCUCCAUCGCCCUUCAUCAUCAAUUCAACCCCAAGUUUCAGACUUUGUUCCAGCCCUGUAACCUGAUGGGAGCUAUGCAGCUCAUUGAAGACUUCAACACACAUGUCAGCAUUGACCAGAGUCCUCGUAAAACUGUCAGGAAGACUGCCUCUGAAUUUCCCUGUUUGCCAAAGCAAGUAGCUUGGAUCCUGGCCACAAACAAGGUUUUUAUGUAUCCUGAGCUGCUUCCAGUAUGCUCUUUGAAGGCAAAGAAUCCUCAGGAAAAGAUCUUUUUUACCAAGGCUGAGGACAAUUUGUUAGCUUUAGGACUGAAGCACUUUGAAGGGACUGAGUUUCCUAAACCUCUAAUCAGCAAAUACCUUCUAACCUGCAAGACUACUCAGCAACUGACUGUGAGAAUCAAGAACCUCAGCAUGAACAGGUCUCCUAACAACAUUGUCAAAUUUUAUAAGAAGACCAAACAGCUGCCGAUCUUAGUGAAGUGUUGUGAGGAAAUUCAGCCCCAUCAAUGGAAACCACCAGUGGAGAGGGAAGAACACCGGCUUCCGUUCUGGUUAAAGGCCAGCCUGCCAUCCAUCCAGGAGGAGCUGAGGCACAUAGCUGAUGGUGCCAGAGAGGUAGGAAAUGUGACUGGAAUUGCUGAGAUCAACACGGACCCAGGCCUAGAAAAAGGCAGUUCAGAAUUGGGCAGUGAAACUUGGUAUCCACUGCUGUUGCCAAAGGGUGUAGUGCUGAAACUGAAGCCAAUUACCAACCAUUUUUCCAGGAAGGGUCGAAGACAAAAGCGAUCAUCAGCCACGAAGCCUCUUGCUGGCAGACCCAGCACUUCUCUCCAGCCUAGCUCCAACUCUGGGAAAACACCAGUUAGGCUGACUCAGUCAGAGGCCCCUCCGAGCAAAAUGGUGGUCCGGAUUCCUCAGCUAAUCCAGCCAGCCACUGUCUUACAGACAGUGCCAGGUGUCCCUCCACUAGGCAUGCCGGGGACUGAGAGUUUUGAGUCUGCAACCGCACUGCCUUCUACACCCCCUAAGGCCAGGGCCAGCUUCCCUGUGUCUGAGACCCAGACCCUACUCUCCAGUGUCCCUGUGCCUAAGGUUAUGCUGCCCUCACUUGCCUCUUCUAAGAUUCAAAAGCCAUGUGUGAAACGGAAAGGUCCCAAGAGAAAGGGGGCUAAGACCUCUCUUUGUCUGGAGGCUGCCCCCCUCAUCCAUACCACACCUGUUAUCUUCACCGUUCCUGCCACCACUGUGAAGGUUGUGAGCCUUGGCAGUGGCUGCAAUGUGAUUCAGCCUGUCAAUGCAGCUGUGGCCCAGAGUUCUCAGACCAUUCCCAUCACCACCCUCUUGGUUAACCCUACUUCUUUCCCCUGUCCUUUGAACCAGCCCCUUGUGGCCUCUUCCAUCCCACCCUUAAUUGUUUCUGGCAAUUCUGUGAAUCUUCCUGUACCUUCCACCCCUGAAGACAAGGCCCAGGUGAAUGUGGACAUUGGUUGUCCUUUGAGUGAAGGGAAAAAUGCCUUUCAAGGCUUACAACCCAAAUUAGAACCCCUGGAGCUGUCUCCCCUCUGUGCUACUGUCUUCCCCAAAGAGGAGCACAGCCCAGGGCCUCCACCAACUGGUAGAGUGUGUCAGGAAGAAUGGUCAGAGAACAAUGCCUAUGGCUGGACAAUUGUGAAAACAGAGGAAGGAAGACAAGCUCUGGAACUACUGCCUCAGGGCUUCCAGGAAUCCCUAAAUUCCCCGCCUGGGGAUUUAGAGGUAAUUGUCAAAAUGGAACCUAAAGACCCUGGGGAGGAAAUCUCUAGAGGAUUCCCUGAACCGGAUGUUUGUGUUGAAAUAAAAAAAGAACAUUCCUUGGAACCGAACACUGGCUUCCCAAGUGAGGAGUCUAGUGGUGCUAGAGAGGUGAAGAAACACACAGUCUUAAAGAAGGAGGAGACUCAAGCAGCUAACACCUCUUCAGCUUCUCAGGAGCCUUUAGAUGAAGGAAACUCAAAUGUGAGCAGAGGCUCGCCAAAGACUGCCACCUCUGCUGACCCUGAAUUGGUGCUGAGCAGUCCCCCAGGGAAGCCUGAGGACUCAUGUAGUGUUGAUGGUCAGUCAGUGGGGACCCCGGCGGGGCCAGAAACUGGAGGAGAGAAGGAUGGGCCGGAGGAAGAAGAGGAGGAAGACUUUGAUGACCUUACCCAAGAUGAGGAAGAUGAGAUGUCAUCAGCAUCUGAGGAAUCUGUGCUCUCUGUUCCAGAACUCCAGGAAACAAUGGAGAAACUGACUUGGUUGGCAUCUGAAAGGCGCAUGAGUCAGGAGGGGGAGUCUGAGGAAGAGAACUCUCAGGAAGAGAACUCUGAGCCUGAAGAAGAGGAAGAAGAAGAAGCAGAAGGAAUGGAAAGCAUGCAGAAAGAAGAUGAAAUGACAGAUGAAGCAAUUGGAGACCCUGCCGAGAAGCCUCCGGCCAUCUUUGCUUCACCCAAGACUGCUCCGGUAGAGGCCAGCAGGACUCCGCCAGGAGAGAGCAUCAAAGCUUCUGGAAAAGGCCGGAGAAACCAUCGAGCUCGAAAUAAGCGGGGAAGUCGGGCCCGGGCCAGCAAGGACACCUCCAAGUUGCUGUUGCUGUAUGAUGAGGACAUUCUUGAACGGGAUCCACUCAGGGAACAGAAGGAUUUGGCCUUUGCUCAGGCUUAUCUGACAAGGGUACGAGAAGCCUUACAACAUAUCCCUGGCAAGUAUGAAGACUUCCUCCAGGUCAUCUAUGAAUUUGAGUCAAGUACUCAGAGGCAGACAGCUGUGGAUCUCUACAAAAGUCUACGGACUCUACUCCAAGACUGGCCUCAGCUGUUGAAGGAUUUUGCUGCUUUCCUGUUGCCUGAGCAAGCUCUAGCCUGUGGAUUAUUUGAGGAGCAGCAGGCUUUUGAGAAGAGUCGCAAGUUUCUUCGGCAACUGGAAAUUUGCUUUGCUGAGAAUCCAUCACACCACCAGAAGAUUAUCAAGGUCCUCCAAAGCUGUGCAGACUGCCUGCCGCAGGAAAUCACUGAGCUCAAGACACAGAUGUGGCAGCUUCUCAAGGGCCAUGACCACCUACAGGAUGAGUUUUCCAUCUUCUUUGACCAUCUGCGUCCAGCAGCUAGCCGGAUGGGUGACUUUGAAGAGAUCAAUUGGACUGAAGAGAAAGAAUAUGAGUUUGAUGGCUUUGAAGAAGUAGCACUACCUGAUGUGGAAGAGGAAGAGGAACCUCCCAAGAUACCCACAGCUUCAAAGAACAAAAGAAGAAAAGAGAUUGGGAUCCAAAAUCACGAUAAGGAAGCUGAGUGGCCAGAUGGAGCCAAGGACUGUGCCUGUUCUUGCCAUGAAGGAGGUGCUGAUUCCAAGCUGAAAAAGAGCAAAAGAAGACAUUGUAGCCACUGCAGCACCAAGGUCUGUGACAGCAAAUCCUACAAGAGCAAGGAGCCCCAUGAGUUGGUGGGCAGUAGCCCCCACCGAGAACCAAGCCCUGUGCCUGGUGUGAAGGAUGCUGUGCAGAGCAAAGAUGUGAUGGAAGAGGAAGCUCCUGAAGAGCGAGAGAGCCUGGAGGCAACUCAGAGCAGAACUGCCAAGACCUCCAGAAAGGGAGAGGUGAUCAUUACCGGGCUGGCAGUGGAGAGCACUUUGCUGUCCCCUCAAGAAGUGCAUGUUACAGACCCACCCCUCCUGGAUGGACCAACACCUCCCUCUGCAGAGACGCCUCAGCUUCCUCCCCGAACUGGAGCUGUGUUAUCCACUGUUCAGAGGAACCAGACUGGACCUGAGGACCUUUCCUAUCCCAGCGUGUCCCCCAGAAUUCAGAAUGACAGGGAGGACCUUGGGGCAGUGGGUGAGGCAGAGACUUCUGUGCCAGUCUGGAAUGCAGCAGAGACUGAGAAAUUGCCUGGAACUCUUGAAACUCCUGCUUCCUUCCCAAGUACUGUUUCCUCAAGGACCAAAGACUUAGUGGGGAGACAGGUACCUGGGAAACCAGCUUCUCAAGAGAGCUGGCUCCCAUCAAGUAGAGCUAACGUGAAGACAGUGGACAGAAUGUCCCCUGUCCAGGAAUCUGUAUCGGGAACGGACACCUCAGAGACUUCUCCCAAAUCCCCUGGAGGAGGUUUGGCUAAAGACAGCAGCACACAGGCUAAGAGUCCUGAGGGGGAGCAGCAACCGAAGGCCACAGAAGCUACAGUAUGUGCCAACAACAGCAAGGUCAGCUCCACUGGGGAAAAGGUGGUGUUGUGGACAAGGGAAGCUGACCGUGUGAUUCUGACCGUGUGCCAGGAGCAAGGAGCACAGCCACAGACCUUCAGCAUCAUCUCCCAGCAGUUGGGAAAUAAGACCCCUAAUGAGGUUUCCCACCGUUUUCGAGAACUUAUGCAGCUCUUUCACACCGCCUGCGAGGCCAGUUCUGAGGAUGAGGAUGACGCAACCAGCACCAGCAAUACCGACCAGCUGUCUGACCGUGGGGACCUUCUGUCUGAAGAGGAGCUGGAUGAAUGAGACUGUGGGGACUUGUGGGUGUUGUCUUCACUGGAUCAAACUCCCUGGGCACCUGCUGAGGGAGAGGGGGUGUGGACUGUCCUGCACACCCGCGGGCUCAGUAUUCAGAGCUGGAGGAGCAGGGGCUGGAUCUGCUGUUGCGUCAGUCUGGGGCCUUUCACAAAGACCUCAGGAAUGGACACACAUUGUAAAUAGUGUUGGGCAAGAGUGGGGCUCAGUUCUUUUUCUACUUUUUUUUUUCCUGUCUGGUGG